AUGCCUCCUUCUGAGAAGAAGUGGGACGCCAACGCCGAGCGUGACCUGUGCGUCGCAGUGAUCAUGGGUGCUCAGGAUGGUGAGCGCAUGCGCUUCAACUGGCCAAAGGUCCAUGCAUCGAUGGCAACCCUUGGUUAUUCCUUUACCAAGGACGCCAUCUCUCAGCAUUUCAGCAAGUCCAUCAUGCGCGACUUCAAAGGUCGACAUGGUGAUCCUUCCACCAGCACCCCUACUGCUACACCCAAGAAGGCUACCACCCGCCGCAAGCGAUCGACUCCUGCUAAGAAGAAGAUCGAGAUCCUGGACGAGGAGGACGAUGAUGCAGAGACCAUGGUCGAAUCUCCUGUCCAUAAGAAGAUGAAGCACAAGAACGAGGACGAGGACGAGGAUCUCAAGACAUCGGUUGGUGUCCAGGGCAAGUCUGGGGGCAGCCUUUCUGCUGCUGAGAAGGAAGCCAAGUUUGAGAACUGGCUUGCCAACGGUGACGGUGCUUAGAGAUUGUUGCAACUCUAUCAUGAAAAGAAAGAUAUCUGAAGGGUUGAUACUAUCGAGGCUUUUGAUGCUAUUGCUGGGGGGGCGAGAUAAUAGGGGGGAUUUACAGCCCUGGAGAACUGGAUUGAUAGCCCUCGCAACAUGAAGUUCACUUUGGUUCCC
Fusarium odoratissimum NRRL 54006 is the source of this 654-nucleotide messenger RNA. RefSeq lists its product as uncharacterized. Lineage: Eukaryota; Fungi; Ascomycota; Sordariomycetes; Hypocreales; Nectriaceae. The coding region runs from base 1 to 495 and encodes 164 amino acids. The record is from RefSeq and is a predicted model, not a curated record. The transcript is spliced from 3 exons.